This is a messenger RNA of Amaranthus tricolor (Joseph's coat), 4666 nucleotides long. RefSeq lists its product as uncharacterized. The coding region runs from base 2276 to 2962 and encodes 228 amino acids. The record is from RefSeq and is a predicted model, not a curated record. The transcript is spliced from 3 exons. NCBI's taxonomy places the organism in Eukaryota, Viridiplantae, Streptophyta, Magnoliopsida, Caryophyllales, Amaranthaceae.
CUUCAAUCUCCUCCUCGUAAAAUUCACCUUUUAAAAUUAUCAAGAAAAAAUUAAAAUCAUUCAAUUUAUUUUACUCUUCAAUUUAUUAAAAAGUAAAACUUCAUACGUACCAGGCAAUUGACUCUUCACUUCUUCAUUCGUUGUACAGCGCUUCAUAGCUUCCGUGUGGAAUUGGAUGGCUGCUUCAUAAUUGUUUUCUCCCUGGAAGCCAUAGCUGCAAGUUAUAGACUAUCAUUGACAGUUAACUCAACAUUUGGAACAAUUAUGGGAACAGCCACCAGGUCUUCAGCAUGCAUAGUUCUAUAUUAGUCCUGUAUCUGGAAAAGAAAGAAUAAGGAACAGCGGAGUGUUCCCAAACGCUGACAGAAGAUAAGGAACAGUUGGGUGCUCCCAAACGCUGACAGAAGAACCAGCGCAUUCUGUUUAAGCCUUCUGUUAUAGCCGUUAGAAUUUAGGCGCCUUUUUCUUGAUUGUAUAGCCAUUAGAACUGGAAGCCAAUUCUAUAAAUAAGGCUCUCCUCUACUUUGUAAUAGAGACCUUUUUCCAGAUUUUAAUCAAUCAUGAACUUUCUUCAAAGUUAAUUGAGCAUUCAAAGAACAAGUAUUGUUUCUGUUUUGUUAUUUCUGUCUUGCAAAGGUUGAGUGUAUUCAAUCCGUGAAAGAUUCACACGUCUCCAAGAUCACGUUGAUCAUUGAGAGAAUUGUGAGGAUUAAGGCCUUGCAUUCCUAAGGGGAAUCGGUGUCUUCUUCCAGGAUAAGUAGUCAUUCAAGAUUACUUAGAAAUCAAACCCAAACAGACAAUCUGAUCAAGAAAACGUCUGUUCUUGAUUGUCUGAUUUGUUGUGCGAGUGAACAAGUUGAUCAUAAUCGAUCUUCCGCUGCAAAUUUGUUCCAACUUGGUAUCAGAGCCUCAAAGUCCUUGUGGGGUGCAUAAUUCAAUUGGUUUUGAUGAGAAACAACAGCCAAAAGUCGCAAAAACAAGAAAAAACAGAAGCUGUCAGAAACUGACUGCAUUUGGGGUCGAAAACAGUAGCGUUUUGGGGAUCGUAUUGUGAUUACUUUUCAAAACUGUUUUUACACGGUAUUCUUCAUUGAGUGGGGAAACGUUUGGCUUUGGAAUCAUUGGAAUUGGUGUUGUGAUUAAGGAGAUAUGAAUUUUUCUUUACAGACUGCCCAAAACUGAUGAAAUCCGGGUACCUUGGUAAGUUGUCUUCGAAAACCUAUCAAGAUUCUUUUAUUUUGCUCUCAUCUUUCACCAAAUUAUCAGUACCUAUCCUAAGUUCAUUAAACCAUAUCAUUUGUGCACUAUUUCUUACGUUUCAUAGGUUUCUUGAUUGACCCAUUUCAUGGUUGUUUCUCAAAGUACAGGAGAGUCUCAUUUGUAUUUGUCUUCUGUAUUUUCAUUGUGUCUCCUUCAUUUUUGAGUCUUUUUCAUUGUUUCUUUUUUUCAAUUUGGGUAUUUUUGAGUCUAGUUUUUGGUGAGACUUGUUGUGGAGUCAUUGGGGUUGUGAAGAAAAAGAUGCGCAAGUGUUUUUGACCAAAGGUCACAGAAACAAUUCAGACUGUAUGUGUGUAGUAAAAUUUGAUUUGUGAUCAAACGACACAAUAUUUUUGAGUAAUUUCAAUUUGGGGUGUUUGUAGACAUCUUUAGUUGUGUUGUCACCAAUUUUCAUCAUUAUUGGAGUUGGUUUGGUUGGGUUCACAAUAGUAAAGGUCGAGCACACAUAUUCUGAUUCUGAGGUGUUUGUACUUCUGUUUUCUGUUUUCUGGUGCACAAACAUUUUCGAAACUUGCUUUCUUUUUCUUUAUCUCUUUUCACCCUUUAAUGAGUCUAGAAGAUGAAAUCAUCAAAGUUAAACAUGAACAAAUAUAGAGCAUUUGACAAACCAGAACAUGCAUUAGAGGAUAAAAUCAAGUUACAAUCAUUGGAGGAUAAGAAAUCCGAUCUUGAAAAGUUUAAGGGGAUUUGUGAACUACUUGGGUAUUGGGAGGAAGUUCAUCAUUUGCAGAAAAAAUUGAUGAAUGUUAGGAGUCAAAAGCAAAGCUUGAAGAGGAAGCUUCAUCUUUCAGCAAGAAAAGUUGAGAUUUCAACAGAAAUUGCAAGAGCGAUGUGGGGAUUCUAAAGUGGUAACUGUUCUUAAGUAUAACCCUGAUGGUAAGUCGAAUAGGGCUAUGUUUAACAUCCCUUCAAGAAUGUUGAUACAGUUGCGCACCCUCCAUCUUGUGUUAAGAGUGUUCAUGAUCUUGAAAAGGUGGUUAAAGCAAUUCUUGCGGAAAUGAGUAAUGAUCUUAAAGGAGAUAUUGAAACACCUUGUGGUGAGAUUGUUGAAGCUCUUGAAGAAGUGAUUGAAACAUCUUGUGUAGAGGAUGAUGAUGAUUUUGAAGACAUGGUUGAAACACCUUCUGUUGAAAGUGUUGGAGAUCUUGAAGAGGUUGUUGAAGCAUCUUGUGAAGAGAUGAUUGAUGAGUAUAAAGGAGAUGUUGAAGCACCUUGUGAAGAGAUUGUUGAGACUCUUGAAGAAGUGGUUGAAAUACCUUGUAUUGAGAACCUUGAAGAUCUUAAGGGGGUUGUUGAGACAAUUUGCAUGAAUAAUGUUGGUUCUACAAUAGAGUGCCUUGAGGUAGUGGAUUCUCAUCCAAGAUUGGAGGUUGGUUUACAUGUAGAGCAAACUAAGAAGCAUGAGUUUGUCAAGGUUGAUUUCGUGCUUAAAAAAUCGCCUUUAGUGGAUUACGUUCGCGUAGAAAGAUUUGUUGAGUUUAACCCUACGAAAAUUCGAUGUCGAAUUUUUUCUAAGAAGGGGAGAAUGAUACAAAUUGAUUGUGGUCUUGGUAACACAAGCAAGCUAAUCAAUUUGGUAAGCUUGUUUAACAUAUGGGUUUGGAUAAUCAUGCAAGUAAGAGCAAGAAUCUUGAUUCUUACAUGCUGGAUGACAUUGGGAAACAUGGUUUCUAAUUUACUUUGAGUCAAGUUCGAGCCACAUUCUGAACUCAGCAACAGAAUAACAAGUGUGCUCAAUGUACAGAGGAGCAGUUCAAGAGUACAACAGCUAUUGGUUCAAGGGCAACAAGUCCAGUGGUUGUUUAUCAACAAGGGAGAGAACUGGUUCAGGUGUUUACUGAUUUUUGUCCACUUAUAUGCAAAGUUAAAGGGGUACAUGAAUGUGAUAAUUAUCAAAUAAAGAUACCAAAAGAGCCCAAACAAGGCUGCACACAGGCCAUUCAGACCACACAGAACAGGUCGGGGUUUCAGAACAAGCACAGCAGCAAAAACAACGACCAGGCCACUUUGCAAGACACGUGGAGACUAAACCUGUGCAUCCAGGACCUAGGCUACAGUGGAAAUGGAAUCUUGGUACUAGGAUCUAGCCAUCAAGGGUCUAGGACCAUGCUAAAAAUCCACGUGGAGUCCUAGAAGUUGAGCUGAAGGAGGACUGCUCGACAGUUUCCAGAUCAGAAUCUGUUUAAGUGUUUUUUUGUUGCUACCAUGUAUGGUUGACGCGCAAGUGCAGAACAAAACUCAACAUCAAUUGGAGUUGUUCCAUGAAGCUAUUAAUGAGUAUGAUAAUCAAUCGUUAUUGUUUUGUUGGUUCAAGAAUUAAGGACAACACAGAAGGUUCAGCAGCAGAGCAACAUCAUUCAGCAACAUCAAACAGUGUUUGUUCAUUACACAGAAGCAGAACAGAUUUAUGGUUGUGCAAGAUGAUUCAGAAGUAUGUGCAGCACAGUAGGUUGAAGGCAACAAGUACAAUGAUCAGCAUGUGUGUGCACAGAACAGCAAGUACACGAAUGAACAGCUUUGUGUCACCUUUAAAUAGCUCAAGCAUGCAAGGAGGCCAUACUAUGAUGAUUCUGAAUUGGGGACAAUUCGAACUGAAGAAGAAGGGAAUGGAACAAUUAUGGGAACAGCCACCAGGUCUUCAGCAUGCAUAAUUCUAUAUUAGUCCUGUAUCUGGAAAAGAAAGAAUAAGGAACAGCGGAGUGUUCCCAAACGCUGACAGAAGAUAAGGAACAGCUGGGUGCUCCCAAACGCUGACGGAAGAACCAGCGCAUUCUGUUUAAGCCUUCUGUUAUAGCCGUUAGAAUUUAGGCGCCUUUUUCUUGAUUGUAUAGCCAUUAGAACUGGAAGCCAAUUCUAUAAAUAAGGCUCUCCUCCACUUUGUAAUAGAGACGUUUUUCCAGAUUUUAAUCAAUCAUGAACUUUCUUCAAAGUUAAUUGAGCAUUCAGAGAACAAGUAUUGUUUCUGUUUUGUUAUUUCUGUCUUGCAAAGGUUGAGUGUAUUCAAUCCGUGAGAGAUUCACACGUCUCCAAGAUCACGUUGAUCAUUGAGAGAAUUGUGAGGAUUAAGGCCUUGCAUUCCUAAGGGGAAUCGGUGUCUUCUUCCAAGAUAAGUAGUCAUUCAAGAUUACUUAGAAAUCAAACCCAAACAGACAAUCUGAUCAAGAAAACGUCUGUUCUUGAUUGUCUGAUUUGUUGUGCGAGUGAACAAGUUGAUCAUAAUCGAUCUUCCGCUGCAAACUUGUUCCAACAUUAUUACUUAUUACUGAUCUUGAAUUCUCUAAACUAAAGUAAUUUAUAGGCUAUUAAUAAUCGAUCGUAAUUCAAAGUUCACUUAUCGUAAUUCGAUCUAUUAUAGUAAAUGAAACUAAUACUCCACCUUUUUUGUUAC